Zasmidium cellare ATCC 36951 is the source of this 1713-nucleotide messenger RNA. RefSeq lists its product as uncharacterized. The record is from RefSeq and is a predicted model, not a curated record. The coding region runs from base 1 to 1713 and encodes 570 amino acids. Gene Ontology annotation, cellular component: mitochondrion. Lineage: Eukaryota; Fungi; Ascomycota; Dothideomycetes; Mycosphaerellales; Mycosphaerellaceae. Gene Ontology annotation, molecular function: GTPase activity; GTP binding. The transcript has a single exon.
AUGUCUCCUUCGACCGCAGCGCGCAGGCUGCCGCUUUCAACCACCCUCACACCCUUUCUGUAUCCAUGUCUGGAUGGGUCCUGGACGCCGAGUCUCCGAACGCUACGCCAUCUAACUCGCUCCCACCUGCGUUUGCGGAGUCAAGUUCGAUGUCAAACUACUGAUGCCUCGGCCGUGGACGUGCAUCAAUUCGACCAUCUAAACCCAGCGCCUACCGACUAUUCGGCUGCUCCCUUUACUGAUGCCUGCUCGCUCACCAUCGGCGCUGGCGGUGGAGGCCAUGGCUGCAUCUCGUUCCUGCGCGAAAAGUACAUCCCCAAUGGCCCUCCCAACGGGGGCGAUGGUGGUACUGGGGGAAAUGUCUACAUUCAGGCUGUCAGGGGUGAGACAAGCCUGCACAAGCUCGCAAGGCGAGGCAUGCUCAAGGCUGGGCGAGGCAAGAACGGUCAAGGCAGUCUGAAAGGAGGAGCAAGAGGCGAAGACGUCCUGAUCACAGUGCCCGUGGGGACGGUCGUCAGGGAGGUAUCGCGCGUGGAUCCGCUGGAACAAGAUGAAAGAGAAAGAAGUGCUUUCAGCCGUCAUGGCAGUCGCUCUCACGAAGAAGAAGACGAUGCCGGAGACUUGCCAGCUGGGUUCCAGCGCGACAAGUGGCUCAUAUACCCUGGCACUCUGCCAAAAUCGUUCAGCGUGGCCGAACUACCUCCGCUUCCUCGACCACGUCGUAACAAUUUGGCUUCACUACAGCCUGCUGCACCUGUUCGCCUCGAUCUCGAUAAGCCUAUGAAUUCACCCUUACUUUUGGCAGCUGGUGCGAUGGGUGGACUCGGCAACCCGCACUUCGUGUCGAAGACUGCUUUACGGCCCAAAUUCGCGACAAAAGGAGGGAGUGGGAUGCGCAUUAGCUUGCAGCUGGAGUUGAAGCUGCUAGCUGAUGUGGGGCUUGUUGGCCUCCCCAAUGCCGGGAAAUCGACACUGCUCAGAGCCAUAACCAACUCGCGAACACGAGUGGGCAAUUGGGCCUUUACCACACUGAGUCCUAACAUUGGCACAGUUGUGCUGGACUCAUACACGGGUCGACCGUCCUUGGGCACCAAAGGCCGCCGUCAGGAGCCGAGAACAAACUUUACUAUCGCCGAUAUACCAGGCCUUAUCGAAGGUGCACACCUUGACAAGGGUCUAGGACUGGGAUUCUUGCGCCAUGUGGAAAGAGCGGCGGUUCUGGCUUUCGUCGUGGAUUUGGCAGCUCGCGACGCCGUUGCAGCUCUGAAAGAUCUCUGGACAGAGGUUGGCGAGUACGAGAAGCUCCGUGAGCAAGCGUUGAACGCUGAGACGGAGCGUCUACAGCCUCAAGAAGACGGCGUUAUGGCUUUCAAGCCGUUUGAAAGUUCAAUAUUUCCUGGCUUCGACCCAGAACCUGUGGACGGGGCCGUACUCAAUCCACCCGCAGGGAGAUCUCUACCAGCGAUAGCGCUUCCACCCAUCAGCAGCAAGCCAUGGCUUGUCGUUGCAACCAAGGCAGACCUUCCUGGAACGCAGGAAAACUUCCAGAGUUUGCAAAGCUACCUGCAGAAAGUACAAUCAGGAGAAGAACAGCACCCGAGCGGAAAGCAGAAUGGCUGGCGAAAGACUCUGUUCGCUGUCCCAGUGUCUGCGAUCAACAAGGAAGGAGUGUCCGGUUUGCCAGGGAUUCUGCUUAAUUUACUCGAUGCCUGA